Manduca sexta (tobacco hornworm) is the source of this 2962-nucleotide messenger RNA. RefSeq names its product sodium- and chloride-dependent GABA transporter 1 (gene Gat). The transcript is spliced from 12 exons. Bases 293 to 2119 code for a protein of 608 amino acids. The record is from RefSeq and is a predicted model, not a curated record. Lineage: Eukaryota; Metazoa; Arthropoda; Insecta; Lepidoptera; Sphingidae. Gene Ontology annotation, biological process: sodium ion transmembrane transport. Gene Ontology annotation, cellular component: membrane.
UUCGCAUCUCUAGGUGCUGCGGUUGCUAGCAACAUAUAGUCAUUCCAGCAUGCGGUGCGCUUGCGACAACACCUCCUCGGCGAUAUUGUGACGGCUUUCGGUCUGUGAUGUGUUGUGUUGUGGAUUGUGAUGGUUUUUGAUAUUCAAAAUUAGCAACGGCCCAAUUUCUAGUCAACGUACUUCUUUAAACAUGUUGGUACAUUCCACCUAAGUCAAAUAUAAAUUGGGAUAGCGGUCCAGUGUGCUGAAGAAAUUUUAUAAAGGUUUCGAAGAGAUAAAAAGAGAAGGAGACAUGGAAACAAAAAAUGAUUCACGAAGCGACGACAUCGAACUUAGCGCGCAAGGCAGCGGUAACAAACCGAGCGAUGUCGCAGUCAAAUCAAAUUUACCCGAAAGAGGCUCCUGGGCCAGCAAACUCGACUUCAUCCUCUCUGUCAUCGGCUUGGCGAUCGGUCUUGGCAAUGUCUGGCGUUUUCCUUACCUCUGCUACAAGAACGGUGGUGGUGCCUUCCUCAUCCCUUACUUCUUGACUCUCUUCCUCGCUGGUAUUCCGAUGUUCUUCAUGGAACUCGCUAUGGGACAGAUGUUGACUAUCGGAGGACUUGGUGUGUUCAAGAUCGCCCCUAUUUUCAAAGGUAUCGGUUAUGCUGCAGCUGUCAUGUCCUGCUGGAUGAACGUGUACUACAUAGUUAUCCUUGCUUGGGCCAUCUUCUAUUUCUUCAUGUCCAUGAGAUCAGAUGUCCCCUGGAGGAACUGCGACAACUAUUGGAACACAGCCACUUGCGUCAACCCCUACGAUAGGAAGAACCUUACAUGCUGGUCCUCGCUGGGCGAUAUGAGCACCUUCUGCACCCUGAACGGAAGGAAUGUUAGCAAAGCUGUCCUCUCCGACCCCGUUAAGGAAUUCUGGGAACGCCGCGCUCUCCAAAUCUCUUCUGGAAUUGAACACAUCGGCAACAUCCGCUGGGAGCUGGCGGGGACUCUGCUUCUCGUCUGGGUUCUGUGCUACUUCUGCAUCUGGAAGGGUGUCAGGUGGACCGGCAAGGUCGUUUACUUCACCGCCUUGUUCCCAUACUUCUUGCUCACUGUUCUGCUGAUCAGAGGAAUUACCCUCCCUGGAGCGAUGGAAGGCAUUAAGUUCUACGUAAUGCCCAACAUGUCGAAACUUCUGGAGUCUGAAGUGUGGAUCGACGCUGUCACUCAGAUCUUCUUCUCUUAUGGCCUUGGUUUGGGCACACUCGUCGCUUUGGGAAGCUAUAACAAGUUCACCAAUAACGUUUACAAGGAUGCUUUGAUAGUCUGCUCGGUGAACUCCAGUACUUCUAUGUUCGCUGGUUUCGUGAUCUUCUCCGUGGUCGGGUUCAUGGCGCAUGAGCAGCAACGACCAGUUGCUGAGGUUGCCGCAUCAGGUCCUGGCUUAGCCUUCCUCGCGUACCCAUCAGCAGUUCUCCAACUACCCGGCGCUCCACUUUGGUCUUGUCUCUUCUUCUUCAUGCUGCUGCUCAUCGGGUUGGACAGCCAGUUCUGCACCAUGGAAGGAUUCAUCACCGCCGUCAUUGACGAGUGGCCCAAACUCCUCAGAAGGAGGAAGGAAAUCUUCAUCGCCAUUACUUGCAUCAUCUCGUACCUGGUCGGACUGUCUUGUAUAUCUGAGGGUGGUAUGUACGUGUUCCAAAUCCUGGACUCCUACGCCGUGUCUGGCUUCUGUCUGCUGUUCCUGAUCUUCUUCGAGUGCGUGUCCAUCUCGUGGGCGUUCGGCGUGAACCGCUUCUACGACGGUAUCAAGGAGAUGAUCGGCUACUACCCCACCAUUUGGUGGAAGUUCUGCUGGGUCGGCUUCACGCCUGCUAUUUGUAUUAGCGUCUUUAUCUUCAACUUGGUGCAGUGGACUCCUAUCAAGUACAUGAACUACGAAUAUCCCUGGUGGUCCCACGCUUUUGGCUGGUUCACCGCGCUGUCGUCCAUGCUGUGCAUUCCAGGAUACAUGAUCUACUUGUGGAGAGUCACGCCUGGCACUUGGCAAGAGAAAUUCCACAAAAUCGUCCGUAUUCCGGAAGACGUCCCGUCUCUUCGAACCAAGAUGCAGGCCGAAGAACAGGCGAAACACGCACAGGCGUAGACGCAGCCAACAACAAUGCAGGUCCAAUAACCUACAAGAUAUUUAUAACAGUAAGACAGAUUUUUAAAGCCAAUAGAACAUAUAUAGGUAAUAAAUUAACUAACAAUUGUCAUGUUCUCUCUGUCAUUAAGCCGCCAUAUGACAGAUAGAGCGUGAUAUACAAAAGACGUUGGACUUGCAAAGUUAACACAGCGACUUACUUAACAUCAGGAUCUCAGGGAGUUGAGAAUUCAUUUGGAAUGGGAUUCAGAUGUGAUUAUGGUUUUGUUUCAUUUGCAAAAUUAAUUUUAAAAGUUGUUAACCACAGACAAGCUUUAAAACUUUUUAAUAAUCAAUAUGCAUCAGUUUACUCUCAAUUGUCAUCGAUAUUUAUGAAACCAUGGAACACAAUUAUAAGGACGUCAGUAACGGAGUUUGAUAUUCUAAAUAUUUACGCACAAUUAGCUAUCAUAUGUGCCAAUAUCGCAGUAUUUAUAAUAUAUUAACCUCAUGAUAUUUAGAUCCCCGACUAUAUAAAAUCGGGCAAAAGUAGUUUAUACAAUAUUACGGGACAAAUAUUUGUGGAGCGUAUUUUCUAUUCCCAAAUAUCUUUCCUGGUCCAUAGUAGGACAUAUUCGUCUACGCUAGUCUAGAUCUAUGUAUGUGAUUUUUAGAAAAUAAUAAUAUUUAGGCCUAAGAUAAUUUGAUGACUUUCCGUUUGAACAGUGUGUGCGUUGCGACGCGUUUACGUAUGUUUACAUUUUACAAUUAUUUAUAAGGUUUAGAUUUUAAGUGAAAAUAUAUUUUAAUUAUUAUCUGUCUUCCAUUUAAAUUAGUGUUAAGGUUUUUGAAUUGUGGCUAAAA